Molecule: messenger RNA, 1766 nt
Organism: Leptopilina boulardi
Lineage: Eukaryota; Metazoa; Arthropoda; Insecta; Hymenoptera; Figitidae
Product: phospholipase B1, membrane-associated-like
Exons: 9
Coding region: 455-1684 (409 amino acids)
Biological process (GO): phospholipid metabolic process
Molecular function (GO): glycerophospholipase activity
Source: RefSeq, a predicted model, not a curated record
UUACGCAAUUAUCUCACAAACAUAUAAAGUGGGGGAUCCCUUAAGAGAAUCGAUGUCUCUUCUUGUCGUCGAUGCUUCAUUCAGUUUUCUAUCCAACAAUCUCCCAGGCGGUUUAUAUAAAUUGAAUGAAACGUGACAAUCAGUUUUUUUACUAUAAAAUAAAUAAUAAUCUCGUAAAUCGGAAUCAUUAAUUAAUCAAAAAAAACAAUUACAUACAUAAUUAAUAAUAAAAAAUAUUUAAAAAAGUGUUAUAACAAAUGAAAAAAAAAUGUAACCACUUUUUUACAACGGAAUCAUAUAAAAAAAUUUCCUAACAAAUAAAAACUAUUGAAUAUUUUAAAAUGAGAGCAGUGGAAAAGUGAAGAAAAAAAAAUAUAUAUAUUGGUACAUUCAUUAAAUGGAGCGUUGUGGAAAGAAAAAAAGACGGAGAAGAAAACUUUUAUGACAAUACGAUAUGAGGAAUCACAUUUUUCAAAUUUACUUAAUAAUAAUUUUUCAUUUUUAUCAAAAUCAUGCAGCUACAUUUUCCGACGUAAUUUAUCAAUUAUUUCAAACGGCCAGGGAGGAUACUUUAGAAAAUGGUAUAUUUUAUCCUAAAGCUGAAAAUGAUUUACGAAGACAACCAAAAAUUCCACGAGAAAUUCCAUUUCCCUGCGAUUUACGAGCAGGAAGGUCCUCAACACCACCUUUAAGUGUUCAUAAAUUGAGACCAGGUGAUAUUGAUGUUGUUGCUGGUUUAGGAGAUUCUUUGAUGUCCGCAAGUGGUGCAAUGGAAGAAUAUGCAAUUGGUGCUUUUAUUGAAGCUCGGGGUGUAAGUUGGUGUAUUGGUGGUCAGGGUGAUUGGAGAAAUUAUUUAACAGUGCCAAAUAUUCUUAAGGUUUUUAAUCCAAAUUUAACAGGAUACUCCACGGGAACCGGUGAAUUUAUUUCAAAUAAAGCGAGACUUAAUGUUGCAUUUCCUGUUGCUGCCACAAUAGAUAGUUUUCAUCAAGCCAAAAUUCUAGUUAACAGAAUGAAGAACAAUCCCAGUAUUGAUAUUAAAAAGCAUUGGAAGAUGAUAACAAUAUUUUUUGGAGCAAAUGACAUUUGUUCUGCUCAAUGUUUUAAUCCUAAGGAUUUCUCGCCAUUAAAAUAUUCACUAUAUUUAAGGAGAACUCUAGACUUUCUUAGAGAAACACUACCUCGUACUCUGGUGAAUUUAAUGCCAGCAAUUGAUGUUACCGUAUCUCUUAGAACAUAUCGAAGUACAAUGUGCAAUAUUUUACAUCCUCUUUAUUGCUCUUGUUUGCAUCAAGGAAAACGUGCAGAUAUUUCCACUUCAAAAAUGUCACAAAUGUUUCAACAAACUGCUGAAGCUUUAAUCGCAUCUGGGAGAUACGACACAACUGAUGAUUUUACUGUGGUCUUGCAACCAUUUAUAAAAUUGUUUAAUUCCCCAAAAUCAAAUCCAAAAAAUGCACCUCCAAUUGAUCCCUCUCUAAUUACUCACGACUGCUUUCAUUUUAGUCAAAAAGGACAUGCACUUGCUGCAAAUCUUCUUUGGAAUAAUAUGUUGGAACCAGUUGGAAAUAAAACAGAAAUAGGAUCACCGAAAAUUUUUGAAACAGUAUUGUGUCCUAGUAAAGAAAAGCCAUAUAUCUUUACAAAUAUUAAUUCGAAAGUUUAUUUUUUACAUGAAAAUUAAGAUAAGGCUUUCUAAAUGUAUAAUUUAUUUUUUUUACUUCUCUCUAUGUUUGAAAAUAAAAUUUAUAUAUAAUAUUUUAAAA